AAAACAACGCACUAACACAGAUGAUAAAACAAAUAGAAUAGAGUUGAUUCGAUAUAAAAUUACGUUUUGAAAAUAACUCGUUAGUUGGUGUAUGUAGUCACGGAUAACGGUGAAAAAUAUGAAUAAAACGAUGGACGCAACAAAAAAACUCAGUGAUGUUAUCCAAGUAUCUAUCGAAGAAAAGAAUAUAGAACAGUUGAAUUUAUUUCUAUCAUCAACUUCAGAUGUGGUUGAAGCCUUCAAUUUAAAAACAUUGUUGUACUUGUACAGAUUGUUGAAAAAAGAUGCACAGCAUGAUGUGAAAUGUUUGCAUGUAUCUUGCGUUUUGAGUUGCCUCCAGCACUUUCUAGAUUCUAAUAUAGACCCAUUGGUUUGGGAACAGCUUGUAGAAAAAGUCAGUUUAAUAAGUGGACUUUUGUUUGUGAUCUCUGCUACAUUCAUAAAAGAUGAUAACAUCAUUGAAAAAUGCACAAUUACAUCGUUGGAAAUAGUAAAAAUCAGUCAGAUUGUAGCUAAUAGUAUGCUUACAAAAUCGUUGGAGCCACUGUUGAAGAUUGUAACUAGUGUGCUGGCCUCUAACACUAUUCAGCUGCAGAUCCUGAGCCACAUCAGCUGCAUGCUGCAGAAUUCAUCUCGGGAAACUCGCUGGGAGGUAUUGCCAUCUGUCAGUGGCUGUUUGACAAACCUAUCUAACUAUCUGCUACUCUGUGGGGACUACGAGACCCAGGUUUCUGUGGUGGAGGUCUUGGCUCGUUGCUGGUCCUAUAUCAAGGAGGAACAUUCAGCAUCACUAUUCACCAACCGUCCCUCAAUAUUGUUGUACUUUAACUCAUAUAAGUUUCUAAAUUUUGAUCCGGAGUGUAGAUUGUUUCUCAAUGAGAUGAACAACAGCCUAGGAAACGAACAGUUGGUGUAUUCUGUACCUUGCCUGGUAGUGGUUGCAGAUGGAGUUACUUUGAAAAGACCUUUGGACCCACUGUAUAAAGAGUUCUGGGUGGAUUUCAAUACUAGCACAAGAAGUAUCUCAUUUUAUUACAUGCCAAACCCAGAGGAAAAUUGGGAGUUGCUGAACAUUGAGAUGGAAAAUAUUCAAUGUGUCAUGGCUAGGAAUAGUAGUGGUUGUAAAUCCAGAGAAGGAAAAGUUAUCCCUGCAGUAAAGAUAGAUGUUACACUGAAGUUUGACCCUGCAAAGCCUAAUCUACCUCAGGUAUUGAGGAUCUAUCCUCGAAAAACCCAUGACUUUGCUGAGAUUGAGAAGAAUUUAAGCAGUAAAAUCUUUGGAGACAAAUACAAGAGUGAAGUUACCUACACUGAUUUACCAUUAGAUGGAGGAGACACUCGAUCCCCUAAAUUGAAGGAGAAUCCUACUGCUAUGGAGAAGAGUGUUGCCACAAAGUACACUUCUGCCCAUCAGUUUCCAGAAGAAUCUGAUUCUGAUCAAUCAGAUAUAAUUGGCCCUUCUCAAAUCCUGGAAACUAAAACCUCCAGAAAGAGGAAUCAAGAAAAUCAAGCAACUCAACAGGCAAAUGAUAGUGAUUUAAGUCAAAGUUCACAGUGUUCGGAUACUUUCACUCAUUAUGUCAAGGGAUUAAACAAACAAAACCAAACUAGCAUUGUAAUUAAUGACUCUACAUUAGAAGGAAAUGAAACAUCAAGCCUGAAUGCAACAGUUAAUCCACAUAAAAAUAAACUGGAACAUGUGAAUAAAACUGAAAAUAAUAAUGUUGUACCAGAACAUACAAAUUCUGAUGCUGGAAAUGAAAACUUUGAAAUUCCUGAGAUUGUUUCUCCGAAAAAGGAAAAUAAUACAAUAGCUUUUGUAUCAGAAUCUCAAAAUGAAGAAAACAUUUCAUCUUGUAAAACUGUAUCCCUUAAAGGGCAGCAAUUAGUUUCAAACGCAUUAUCAUCUUUGCAAGGCCCUAAUCAAAUGAAUACACAAGAAACUAGUCGGAGACAUGUUCCAACUGUUCAAAAUAAUAACUGUAAGAGGAGGCAUUUAUAUUCAGUGGAAAACAUGAACACUAAAGAUUUUAUCAUGUCUUCUCAAGAAGACUUCUCUCUUGAAGUACCAACAUACAAACUCAAGAAACCUGAACACACUGUGGUUCGACAACGAGGUGCAAACAAAGAUAACAUCAGUUUUUCUUACAUUAAUUUUACAGAAAAACAUACAAAAUCGGGCAGUAUUCGUAACAGCAAUAUUUUUACAGACUUAAAUGAGCUUGACAAAGAUGAUACAUGUAACGAUGAAAGAAUGGAAGAACCUGAAAAACCUUCAUUGAAAGAGAGAAUUCCACACUUCACUUCAUAUAAUGACAAAAAAUUACGAGCAUUAAAUAAAACACCAGAAAAUGCAAAGACAAGUGGACUAUUUCCAGCAAAAUCUGUUUAUUCAGAUUUUUCCUCUUCUGGGAAAGAUUUGGUUGUGAAGAGGACAUAUGCCAGAAAAAAGGCCAAGAAAGGUAUGAAAAGGAUUAAAGUUAUGUUGUCCUCUGAUUCAGAAUCUGAUUCUGAACCACAUAUAAAAAUGCCAUUAGAAAAGGAAGUGGCUUUACAUCCAAACCAUGUAAGAGAAUAUGUGAUGAGGUCUACCAAGAGAAGGGUAGAUCCCAUUCGGGAUAUGGUUUGUGCGGACGAAAUGGAAAUAGAACCAAUGAAUUUAGAAGAGCCUGCCUUUUUAUUAGCAGAGUUAAGUGUUGGAAAACAUUUAAAGAAUAAUACUAGUACUGCUAUUAAAAAGGAGCCAAAACAGAAAAAGAAUCAAAGAAAAACUAAAAAUAAAAAGGUAGAGUCCAAAAAAAAUACUGAAAAAUGUAAAAAAGGUGCAAGGGGUCAGAUUAAAAAAGCAUGUUCACAAAAAGAUGAAACAUGCCUAGAAGAGAAGAUGGAUGAUGUAGUAACUGCAGUUCCUCCAGUAUUGGAUUGUGUGAAUUAUGAUUUUGUUUCAGAUUUACCUGCCAAUGCAAAUGAAAUAUUGGGUUUUAAUGACAUUGCAUUGGAAAUGUUCAACUGUACAGCAUCUCAGGACAUUGUUUGUUCUCAGGGUUCAUUUAAAAUUAAUGACAUGAUCAAAUUUGGGACCUGUUGUACUUUGAAAGUAAAGAAUGAAAUUCAUAAAGUGCAAGAAUUACUGCAUAAAGAACGAGAGAUGAACAUGGCAGCCUUUGACUUCAAGGUGCAGAGCUCCUAUAUGGCUGUACAAACACAGUGUCAGCGGCUGGAGACUAUCAACAACAAUUUAUCCCAAAUCAGAGUUCUCCUGGAUAGUACUUAUGAAUUGCAGAAAGAUGUCAUCACCCAGAUCAAAUCUGAGGCAACUCAGCUGGAGAUAACAAAACAGGAAGUAAUGAAAAACCUGGCAGAUAUGAAGGAGUCAGAGUCCAACCAAAUAAAUUCAGAAUUUAAGAAGAUGGGAGAAUUCAUGAAGAACUGGAUUCUGUCAUACAUUCCUAACAGAUCUGCACAAAACUAGGUGAUGGUCAAACCUAUAUCUUAGUGAAAUGUUUUAAGAAAGUUAGAAAGUUUUUAGGUAUUUAAGAUUAAUUUAAGAAUAUUGUUACUCAAAUUGUUUAUUUAUUGUGUUAGUUUAUUUUUAUACUGUUACCACAAAUAAUAAUAAUGUUACCACAAAUAAUAAUACUGUUACAACAAAUAAUAAUAUAAUCAUGUGUUUCAAUUAUGUGGAAACUGUACCUUUUAGUUAGGAUGUAGAAAUUAAGUUAUAAUUUAAUUAGUAUUUAUAAGUAUAACUUAAUACACCUUGUUUGUGAUUCUUAAGACUGAAGUUUUAUGUUCAUGAUAAGUUAUUAGCUUUUCAUACCAAUGUUAAAGGUAAAUGAGCUAUAAAAGCAAAAUAAAUUAUGUAACAUUAUUAAAUUAUUUAAUUCUUGUAUCUUUUCACUGUUUUUUCUCAUCAGUAAUAAAGUAAUUCUAGUUGUGUACAAUUUAGUAUCAAAUACAAAAUUUAGUAAUGGCCUGUUAAUUUUUAUCUGUAAUAUAAGAUCUGUUAGAAUCCAUAUCCUAUAUAUUAUCUCAGUUUGAUAAGUAAUGUGACAUUAUAAAUGUAAUUAGCUGUGAUAUUUUGUACUUAAUUACAUUUUUUACAGUAUUAAAAUAAGUGACAUUAUAAUGAAUGUAGAUUAUUUUUCUCUUGAGUAAAAAACUAGAAAUUAUUAGAUUGAAUUGAUUUGUCCAACAAGUACUUGGAAUAUUGUAAACACAAGCUAAUUAUGUGAUAUUGAGUGUAGGAUAACAUUUAAGUUGUAUUUGUUAUUUAUUAAAUAAAAUGUUAUUUUUACCAAUGAAAAAA
Molecule: messenger RNA, 4309 nt
Organism: Homalodisca vitripennis (glassy-winged sharpshooter)
Lineage: Eukaryota; Metazoa; Arthropoda; Insecta; Hemiptera; Cicadellidae
Product: synaptonemal complex protein 2-like
Exons: 16
Coding region: 119-3472 (1117 amino acids)
Source: RefSeq, a predicted model, not a curated record